Zophobas morio is the source of this 1726-nucleotide messenger RNA. RefSeq names its product carboxylic ester hydrolase-like. NCBI's taxonomy places the organism in Eukaryota, Metazoa, Arthropoda, Insecta, Coleoptera, Tenebrionidae. The coding region runs from base 30 to 1676 and encodes 548 amino acids. The transcript has 5 exons. The record is from RefSeq and is a predicted model, not a curated record.
UCAGUACACUUCUCACCAACACCCCAACAAUGAAAACGUGUCUCCUAUUUCUUUUCUAUUUCCCUCUAAUUUCCAUCAUCUAUGCCGAAACCCAAAAAGACCGCCCGGUGGUAACCACCCCCUUGGGCAAAAUCCGCGGCUACCACAAAAAAUCAGCCAAACGCAACCUUUUCGCAGCCUUCGAGGGUAUACCAUACGCCAAACCACCAGUUGAAAGCCGACGAUUUGAACCACCAGAACCCAUCGAACCAUGGAAAGGCACAUGGGAUGCGAUUUCCGUUACCGAGUGUCCUCAAACCGCCUUGAUACAAAUGACGUCGGUUCAAGGUGAAGAAGACUGCCUUUAUGUUAACGUGUACGUACCACGCGAGUACCCCAACCCCGAAGAACGACUCAACGUGAUAGUGCACAUCCAUGGGGGUAUGUUCAUGUACGGGAGUGGCCACUCCUACUCCCAUCCCGAGUACUUCAUGGACGAAGAAGUCAUUUUCGUGAACUUCAACUACCGGUUGGGGAUUUUUGGCUUCUUGAGUACUGGAGAUAGCGUGGUUUCGGGGAACAACGGCUUAAAAGAUCAAGUGAUGGUUCUAAAAUGGGUGCAGGAGAAUAUUGGGAGUUUCGGGGGUAAUCCGGAGAGUGUGACUCUCACGGGGUUAUCAGCGGGUGCUUCGAGUGUACAUUUUCACUACAUUUCUGAUAUGUCAGUCGGUUUGUUCCAAAAAGGGUUCUCCCAAAGUGGAGUAGCUCUGAACUCGUACGCCCUCCAGGAAGAACCUUUAAAGAAAGCUAAAACGUUGGCGGAAGCUGUCGGGUGCCCCACGGCUUCGACUUCGGUUCUAGUGGACUGUCUAAAACAAAGACCUUUCAAGCAUUUGUUGACGAAAAUGCCACUAUUUUUCGGGCACCAUUUCCUUCCGGCAACUCCCUUCGGGCCGGUUUUGGAAAAAGGGUCCCAACCGUUCUUGAACAAAAACCCAUAUUAUCUUCUACUGAAAGGGAAAGUUCAAGAUUUGCCAUGGCUUACUUCCACGGUGUCUCACGAAGGGUUAUUCCCAGGAGUUUUUUUUAUCAAGGAGUUGGACCAACUUAGUAAGAACUGGACACAAGUAGCCCCGUUUUUGCUAGAUUAUAGAGAUUCUUUGGCUGAAACGUUGUGGGUGAGUACCGCUGAGAAAAUUCGAGAGUACUACUUAGAGGGAAAUCAGGAGAUAACCAUGGAGACGUUUCCCAAAUUAGUGCAAAUGUUAAGUGACCGGUUUCUGGUAGACGUGGAAGCCGCUAUUAAACUGCAGUCAAAAGUUAAUAAGUCUCCUGUAUAUUACUAUCAGUUUGGGUACCCUGGAGACUCUAACAGCGACAAAACGGUCGCGCAUGGUGCAGAUGCCCAGUACUUUUUCUUUAGCAUGUACAACAGGCCACCGUCACCCGACGAACUAAAAAUGAAAGAUAUUUUGAUGGAUAUGCUCUUAACUUUUGUCAAAACUGGGAAACCAAGAAUUGCUGAUCGCAAGUGGGAGCCUGUCGAGUUUCCAGAUGUAAGAUUCAUGGAUGUGCCAACGUUUGAACUGGAUCAAGUCAAAAUGGUCACUGUAAAGGAACUAGCACCUAGAGAGUUUUGGAAAAGUUUAGGAUUUUUGGAAAAUCAAAAUCUGCUUUUAAUGAAAGACGAGUUGUAAAUUUAGCAGUAUUGUGACAAACAAAGGCAGGAUUUAUAUAAAUACAUGAA